Molecule: messenger RNA, 1005 nt
Organism: Colletotrichum siamense
Lineage: Eukaryota; Fungi; Ascomycota; Sordariomycetes; Glomerellales; Glomerellaceae
Product: Vegetative incompatibility protein HET-E-1
Exons: 4
Coding region: 1-1005 (334 amino acids)
Source: RefSeq, a predicted model, not a curated record
AUGAACCUUAACAACAUCAGUUCGGGCAAACAGUACAACAAUGUGGGGGGUGGGAGCCAGUACAACGCGGAGAAUAUCACGAUACAUCAUGCAGCAAAUGACUCUGGCGACAAAGACAGACAGUUUCUCAUCGAUCUGAAGCUCAGCGACCCGCGUCUAGACAAAGAACGAAUCGAGCGCACAAAGGGCGGCCUACUGAAGGACUCAUACGUCUGGAUCCUCAAUAACGAGGACUUCCAAAGAUGGCGAGCUGACUUUCGGAAUCAACUGCUCUGGAUAAGAGGGGAUCCCGGGAAGGGGAAGACCAUGCUCCUCUGCGGCAUCGUAAACGAGUUGGACAAAGAGAAAUCGACCCACCAGCCUAUUUACUUCUUCUGCCAAGCGACUGACUCCAACCUUAAUACUGCCUCUGCCGUUCUGCGCGGAAUUUUGUACCUCAUGCUCAAGAAAAAGCCCCAGCUUAUCAAAGACUUGCGCAAAACCCACGACUACGGCGAAAGACAAUUAUUUGAGGGCAGCAACGGGUGGAACACUCUAUGCGACAUGGUCAUUAGCGUUCUUGCACACGAAAGUUUUCAGAAUACUGUCAUCGUCAUAGAUGCACUGGAUGAAUGCAAAACGGGCGUUGAUGACCUCCUCGAUUUCAUUCACAUUCUAUCUUCGAAAGCCGUCAGGAUCAUUAUUUCCAGUCGUAACUGGCCGAGGAUCGAGCGCGGUGUAGCAGCUGCCGCGCAACGUGCAGCUCAUGUGUCCUUGGAGCUGAAUGAAGACUCAAUAUCAGCCGCUGUGGUGGCCUUCAUCGAGCACAAAGUCAGCCAGUUAGCGCAAAAGCAUGAGUAUUCCGACACAAAGCGGGAUUUGGUCUACAACACUCUGCUUGCGGAUAACAAUAUCAACGAUUGGGAAGUGGAAUCGAAGUUAGCCGAGUUUCCUCCAGGAUUGGACGUGCUCUAUACUCGGAUGUUGCAUCACGCCCUGAGCUCGACCAACGUCGAUCUGAAUUGA